Vollenhovia emeryi is the source of this 738-nucleotide messenger RNA. RefSeq lists its product as uncharacterized. The record is from RefSeq and is a predicted model, not a curated record. The transcript has 2 exons. Bases 51 to 635 code for a protein of 194 amino acids. NCBI's taxonomy places the organism in Eukaryota, Metazoa, Arthropoda, Insecta, Hymenoptera, Formicidae.
CACAAUAAACAAGGCAUUAAAACUCUAUAUGGCCGGCGGACAAAAAGCAUAUGACGAGAUACGCAGACAGAACUUACCAUAUCCAAGCAUUCGCACAUUACAAGCUUGCACUAUCCCAUAACAAUUAUCAGGUUUAUAUAGAAAGUAUCGCAUUUUUAAAAGAUUUUCUAGAUAUUGUUCGAGGAAUAAGAGUUGGAGACGGGAAGUGGAAACCGUUCCAGACCGGUUUAUUGUUAUGCACACAAACUGCCCUUGAUGUGCAGAUAUUGUAUUUAGAGAAACAUAAGUUUUCGUACUUGCUAUUAGGCAGAUUCACUCAGGAUGCAUUAGAAAACUUGUUCUCAGCAGUACGCAACAAAAACGCAGUACCUGAUGCACGGGAAUUCAAGCAAGCAUUAAGGCUUAUUUGUUUAUCGCAAUUUCAAACAGACGUUCGUCGUUCCAAUUAUUCGGCAAAUGACGCUGAUUACAUUAUUGAAUAUUGUAACGACAUAAGAAAGUUAGAGGUGAAAAGUAAGGAAAAUCUAUGUCUCGAUAAUAUUGAUGAGGAAUUAUGGGAUGAACCAUUAUAUUCGCCAUUAAUUGGAAACGAAGAUAGCCUUAAUGAUAUUGUCACGAUGCUAAUAAUAAUCUAAGUUAUUACACAACAUUACGACAGUAUAAGAAUAACGUUUUACUUUUUCCAACCACUGAUGUAUUUAAUAUUAUGUAUAAGUGCGAGUUAUCAUUUCGAAAAAA